ACACGUUUUCCGUGCAGACGUGUGCGACAAACCACUUUACGAUAGCAUCAUGGCGGCGCCCUUGAAAAGAUGUUUUGCCCAGGCAGCUUGCAUUAUUCGAACUUCAGCAGAAUACCAUUGCAGACAACCUGCAAUGUGUAAUAUCAAACUUCAAACCCAUGAAAAUCCUCAACUUCAAAUUAACAAAUUAAAUCUCUUUGUCAAAAGAUACUUUCAUGCAAGUUCUGUGACUCAGAUUUUUCGCAAUACUGAGUUUGAUGAAGUAAACAUGGGAAUCAAAAUGAGGUCUUCUAAAUGGAACAAAUACAAUACAGUUGUGUAUCCACCUACAGAAGAAGAACACCCUAUACGACCAGCGGAGAUUUGUCACUCAAGAUUCAAUAUCAAAUAUAGUCCCAAGAAGAUGUGGUACAUAGCUACAAUGAUUCGUGGAAUGUCUGUGGAUGAAGCAAUGAAACAGCUUAAGUUUCAUAAAAGAAAAGGUGGCCAGUCAGUUCUAGAGGUAUUGGAAGAGGCACAGGAAAUGGCAGUAAGGGAUCACAAUGUGGAGUACAAGUCCAAUCUCUGGAUAUGUGAUUCCUUUGUGGGGAAAGGUGUAGUGGUGAAGGGCCUUCGGAAACACAGGGGCCCACGAUUUGGCAUUGUACACUAUCGCUAUUGCCACUAUUUUGUUCGUUUGAGAGAAGGGAAACCGCCCAAGUAUUAUUAUGCACCACCAAAAACUGGCUUCGAAAAAAUGGAAGAAUACAUUCAAAAACACAGACAAAAGAAAAUCUUACUUGGUCUGUGAAAUACUGCAUAAAACAUUUGAAAAUCUUGAAUAAGAAAUGUAAUUCACAUCCACACCAAUGAUAUAGUCAGUAUCAAACAAAGGUUUAUUGUGACAAUGUCAACAACAUGUACAAAGAUUGGCAAACAGCAGGCCGAAUGGUACAUUAUCGAUGAUGAAAAUAAAUUGCAGUAAAAUUCA
Messenger RNA from Pomacea canaliculata, 970 nucleotides. Its product is annotated as 39S ribosomal protein L22, mitochondrial-like. Lineage: Eukaryota; Metazoa; Mollusca; Gastropoda; Architaenioglossa; Ampullariidae. Gene Ontology annotation, biological process: translation; ribosome assembly. Gene Ontology annotation, molecular function: structural constituent of ribosome. The record is from RefSeq and is a predicted model, not a curated record. Bases 50 to 790 code for a protein of 246 amino acids. Gene Ontology annotation, cellular component: mitochondrial large ribosomal subunit; ribosome. The transcript is spliced from 7 exons.